AUGUGUGGGGAAAUGGGUAAAGCUGUGCUGAGGGCGCUGACUGGCGCGUUGCUGUGUGGGCUUGUGUCUGAUGCAGCGUAUUUACAACAAUACGAUCCAUAUGAAACACACUACGAGCAAGCCGUCAUUCGCCCGAAGCCACUGCGUGAACACGAGAAGCCACAGGACCUUCGCAACGUGCCUGGUACGCCAGGAGUCGACUUCCCCAUAUACCACAGCGUGCCAGACACUAGCUUCUCCUGUGACCAUGUUCCUGUGAGGCCUGGCAUGUAUGCCAAUGUAGAGACUGGGUGCCAGGCUUACCAUGUCUGCCAUGACGGUCGCGAGGGUCAGCAGGGAGCUUCAUUCCUCUGUACAAACGGUACACUCUUCGACCAGGCCAAGUUCGCCUGCGAUUGGUGGUACAACGUCGACUGUUCUAAGGCCAUCACGCUUUACAAGUUGAACGCAGAUCCUUACCACAACCCGUUCAUACCUAAACCCAAACCUGAGGAGGAAGCCCCGUCCCAUGAACUCCGUCCAUCUCACGGAAUCUACUACAGAAAGAUCUAG
Messenger RNA from Spodoptera littoralis (African cotton leafworm), 552 nucleotides. The record is from the annotation of a GenBank genome assembly. NCBI's taxonomy places the organism in Eukaryota, Metazoa, Arthropoda, Insecta, Lepidoptera, Noctuidae.